Messenger RNA from Thecamonas trahens ATCC 50062, 318 nucleotides. RefSeq lists its product as uncharacterized. The transcript has a single exon. The record is from RefSeq and is a predicted model, not a curated record. NCBI's taxonomy places the organism in Eukaryota, Apusomonadida, Apusomonadidae. Gene Ontology annotation, biological process: autophagosome assembly; phosphatidylinositol-3-phosphate biosynthetic process; autophagy of peroxisome. Gene Ontology annotation, molecular function: 1-phosphatidylinositol-3-kinase activity. Gene Ontology annotation, cellular component: phagophore assembly site; membrane; cytoplasm. Bases 1 to 318 code for a protein of 105 amino acids.
AUGGUCGAGGCACUCGGCGGCUCGGACUCGGAGCACUACUCGCGGUUCAUCUCGUACUGCUGCGAGUCGUUCAACAUCUUCCGCAAGUCUGCCCACCUCAUCCUCAACCUCCUCCGCCUCAUGAUCGACGCCAACAUCCCAGACUUGUCGUCACAGCCGGAGCGCGCCCUCCGCCGCGUCGAGCAGAACUUCCGCCUCGACCUCACCGACGAGGAAGCCAUCCAGUACUUCCAGAACCUCAUCGCCGACUCGGUCUCGGCUCUCGCUCCACAGAUUGCUGAAACCUUUCACCGCGUCGCUAUGUACUGGCGCUCGUGA